Sclerotinia sclerotiorum 1980 UF-70 is the source of this 957-nucleotide messenger RNA. RefSeq lists its product as hypothetical. The coding region runs from base 1 to 957 and encodes 318 amino acids. NCBI's taxonomy places the organism in Eukaryota, Fungi, Ascomycota, Leotiomycetes, Helotiales, Sclerotiniaceae. The transcript has 2 exons. The record is from RefSeq and is a predicted model, not a curated record.
AUGUCUUCAAACCAAAUGAACACUCAAGUGGCAUCAUCUACAUACGUUCCAGUCGACGUGACCCAACGUCACGAAUAUGGCAUCCAGAAGAAUCGUAAAACGGCUUCUACUGGUGGUGGCAGAGCAUGGAGCGAGGAUGAGGAAGUUUAUCUCCUGCAAACUCGUCUUCAAAAAAUGCCUUAUAAGCACAUAGCUUCGCAUUUGAAAAAGACUGAAUUGGCUUGCCGUCUUCACUACCAUCAAUUGUCCCAUGGGAGCAAUCGCCGCAAGCGCACUAAUUCGAUGAACUCUUCCGAUAGCUCUGCAUCAGAAUCUUCGGUCCUCCCUCUUCGGCUACCAUCUCCAAUCAAUGAAACUACACGCCUCCCAGCGACACCACCUGCCUACAACUACUCACCCGGAUCACCUCAUCACGUUCAGCUACCAUCCGCAUCUUCACUCCUAUCUCGCUCAGCUUCCAACAGCCCUUCUCGAACUCUUGGCCAGCCAAUUGCUAUUCUACCCAAGCCAUGUCCCUCUCGAUGCGCAAUUACUGAUUCCACCGCCAAUCAAACCCUCCGUCUCGACUGUAUCAUGACGUCAACACCAGUCACCAUUGCCAGUGUUGACAAGGAACGUCUUCGUCGUGUUUACGAAGCUCAUCGAAACUCCUUCUGGAACGUCAUCGCAUCUGAGUAUGGUGGAGGCGUAUCCCCUCUGUUAUUAGAGGAAACCUGGAAACAAGAUGUCGCAUCCAAGGAGCCACCAACCCCAUGUGUAUCCCCAGAUAUGCCCGCUAUCAACCCAGCAAGUUAUCACUACAACAUCCAAGCUCCUCCACGAUUGCCAUCGCCCGCUCAAGAAGCCAAGAAUAACGCUACUAGUAUCUCGGCACUUCUCGGUAUCGAUGCUAGUCCUCGUAGCCCUAAAGAGAGAGAAAUGAUCAAGAGAUUGGAAGAAAGCAGGGAAAUGUCUUGA